UCCUCUUCUGCAAAAGCUUUUUCAUAUUUUUCUUGUUCUUUUACACAAUUUUCAGCAUUUAUUACAAUUUUUGGCAAAUCAGGGCUUCGCUGUGCUCCAUUCUCACGGACAUUUCUUCUUAGGGUUUCCAUUUAAGGAAGAUUUUGAGCUUUCGAUUACCCUUUCUUUGGCCAUUAGAGCUCCCUGAUCGGUUUUAAUUCUUCCUAUGGUAUCAGGCCUUGAUUUUGUCCCAAAGUUGUUCUUGGUCCCCUCGUUGGUCCUAACAAUGAUGAUAGAAUCCACGAUGUGCCUUAUUCUUUAGGAGUAUUAUGAUUUUGUUCAACGAGUUGUCAUUUUCAAGUUUAAAGAUGAUGGCGGCUCCUAGUUCCUUGCAAUUGUCCCAUGAUUUGUGCAUUUGUAAGGGCCUUGUACAUGUUAACCAUAUUAAGAAACAUGCAGUGGGAAGAUGCCGAGUUCAUUUAUUGAGUUCUUCUCCUUCAUCACGUGCUUCGAGACAAGAUGCUUGGAGCCUCAAGAUAUCAGACCAAAUACAUAGGCCAGUACAUGCAUUUCGUUCAAGUUACAGGGUGGUCAUGUGCCGAUCGUUGUCAAUACCGAGUCUAGCAUUGGAGUUGCCUAUCCAGGUGAUAAAGACUACUAGCUCAACGUUGGCCAGGUCAUAUAAUGCUUUGCAAGGAAGCCCACUUGUUUUCCAAUUUGCCCCGGCAGUUGGGAUUAUGGCGUUUGCUUUAUGGGGUCUCGGCCCACUUAUGCGUUACAUCCGGUACCUUAUUAAAAAUCAUAACGACAGUAAUUGGAAAAAAAGCAGCACCCAUUAUGUUCUGACUUCAUAUUUACAACCUUUGCUGUUAUGGACAGGAGCAACGCUUAUCUGCAGGGUGCUUGAUCCGGUAAUGUUGCCCACAGAAGCAAGCCAAGCUGUGAAGCAACGUCUUGUGAAUUUUGUACGGUCAUUAUCAACUGUGCUAGCAUUUGCCUAUUGUGUAUCAAGCCUAAUCCAACAAGCACAAAAUUUCUUCAUGGAUCACAGCGACUCCAAGGAUGCAAGAAAUAUGGGGUUUCAAUUUGCCGGAAGAGCAAUGUACACAGCUGUAUGGGUUGCAGCAGUUUCCUUAUUCAUGGAAUUAUUAGGUUUCUCGACGCAGAAAUGGAUAACUGCUGGGGGUCUUGGAACAGUGUUGCUGACUCUUGCUGGUCGUGAGAUAUUCACAAAUUUUCUUUCGAGCAUCAUGAUUCAUGCAACCCGGCCAUUUGUUGUUAAUGAAUGGAUUCAAACAAAGAUUGAAGGCUAUGAAGUUUCUGGUACUGUUGAGCACGUUGGUUGGUGGUCACCAACUAUUAUAAGAGGCGAUGACCGUGAGGCACUUCACAUCCCAAAUCACAAGUUUACUGUUAAUGUUGUUCGGAAUCUAAGUCAGAAGACGCACUGGCGUAUCAAGACCCACCUUGCCAUUAGUCACUUGGAUGUUAAUAAAAUCAGUAACAUAGUGGCUGAUAUGCGCAAAGUCUUGGCAAAAAGUCCACAGGUGGAACAACAAAGGUUGCAUAGAAGAAUAUUUCUUGACAACAUCGAUCCAGAAAAUCAAGCUCUCUUGAUCAUGGUGUCUUGCUUUGUGAAGACCUCCCAUUUUGAGGAGUACCUGUGCGUCAAGGAAGCCAUCCUCUUGGACCUGCUAAGGGUAAUCAGCCACCACCGGGCACGCCUUGCAACCCCCAUCCGCACCGUCCAGAAGUACUAUGGAGAUGCUGAUCUCGAAAAUGUCCCCUUCUCCGAGUCUGUGUUCAACCGAGGUGGGGUGCAUAGCCGACCUUUCCUACUCCUCGAGCCCUCCAAACCCAAGUCAUCAUCAUCAGCAGGCUCCACUGAUCCCAACAAAGUGUCAUCAUCAGCUGCCCCUAUUGAUGCCAGCAAGGCAUCGUCAGCUGGGCCCAUUGAUGCCAGCAAGGCAUCACCAUCAGUGGUACCCAUGGAUGCCAGCAAGGCAUCAUCAGUGAGUCCUACCGACUCGACCAAGACAUCAUCUGUGGGCCGAACUGAUGCCAACAAGGCCUCAACGGCAGCACCCCCUGAUACAAACAAGGCAUCCACGGUGAAAUCUGAUGCCAUCAAGGCAUCAUCUGUGAGCUCAAGUGAUGCCAACAAGGCAUCAAUAGUGGGGCCACCUGACACUAACAAGGCAUCAUCUAACAAGGCUGCAGGGGCAACAGUGGGCCCCUUGAGGCCCAAGCCCACAAAGCCUGAUGGGCUUGUAUCAAAUUCUAAAGAGAUUCCAAUGGGCGCUGACACAAAGGAUCAAAAUUCUAAGGAUACCACGAUGGGCCUUGAGUUGAAGGGGUUGAAAUCUAAGGAGAUCACAAAGAGGUUGAACUCCAAGGAGAUUAUGAUUGGCAUUGAUUUGAAGGGGUCGAAUUCUAAGGAGAUCCCAAUUGGUGCGGAUUCGAAGGGGUUGAAUUCCAAGGAGACUGCUGUUGAGAAGCAAGGGGAUGAGAUGGGUGAUGGCUCCACACCCUCAAAGCUAGAGGAUGAGCGAGCUUCAUCCCAAGCUCCAAGGCCCACUUUGGAGGAGAAUAUUGUGUUGGGCGUUGCCAUUGAUGGACCGAAACGAACACUACCUAUUGAAGAGGAGAUGGUGGCAGGCUUGGGCCUUGGUGAAGGGAAGGAGCUGGCCACUUGUCGGAAUGGUCUUGGAAAAGAUAAGGAUGUACAGAUUCCUGCAACUCGAGGGGAGGUAUCCAGUGAUCAGAGAGAGCAAGGGAGGUGACCUUGGGCUGGGGUUUGUGAGUUGAAGGGAAAGGGGUUGGUUGUAUACUUCUUUUGCUAGUCGGAAUCUGGAUAGAUGUAUAAUUGGUGUUAGUGAACAUUUGGUUCUUUUGUGCAGGCAUCUCCACCAAUUUAUCACGAUUGUUGAAAUUCAUCGGAAAUGUUGAUUAUAUUCAGGAUUAUAAUUAAUGGAUGGAAUGUUUGCCAAAUUAGUUGUUGAGGGAAUCUUGGUUGAUCUCAGGUUUUAUUUUUUGAA
Molecule: messenger RNA, 3017 nt
Organism: Amborella trichopoda
Lineage: Eukaryota; Viridiplantae; Streptophyta; Magnoliopsida; Amborellales; Amborellaceae
Gene: MSL2
Product: MSCS-like 2
Biological process (GO): transmembrane transport
Cellular component (GO): membrane
Source: RefSeq, a predicted model, not a curated record